Molecule: messenger RNA, 1696 nt
Organism: Chanos chanos (milkfish)
Lineage: Eukaryota; Metazoa; Chordata; Actinopteri; Gonorynchiformes; Chanidae
Gene: shmt1
Product: serine hydroxymethyltransferase 1 (soluble)
Exons: 11
Coding region: 97-1431 (444 amino acids)
Biological process (GO): tetrahydrofolate interconversion
Cellular component (GO): nucleus; mitochondrion; cytoplasm
Molecular function (GO): pyridoxal phosphate binding; glycine hydroxymethyltransferase activity
Source: RefSeq, a predicted model, not a curated record
CUUUGGCUACUGAUAGAUUUAGCUGAACAGCUGAAAAUUCGCCUUAUUGUCGCCAAGAAAUUCGUUACGGAAAACAGAAGGAAUCAGAAAUCAGAAAUGGCUCACACCAACGGCCAUAACGCGGACCAAGACAUUUGGGAGUCCCACAACAGUAUGUUGUUGGAGCCCCUCAGCACUAACGACCCAGAGGUAUAUGAAAUCAUCAAGAAUGAGAAGAAGAGACAGACAUACGGGCUAGAACUCAUUGCCUCUGAGAACUUCACCAGCCGGGCUGUUUUGGAGGCUCUGGGUUCGUGCAUGAAUAACAAAUACUCCGAGGGUUAUCCAGGCCAAAGAUACUACGGUGGGACGGAGCAUGUGGAUGAACUGGAGAGGCUGUGCCAGAGACGAGCGUUGAAGGUUUACGGCCUUGACCCAGAGAAAUGGGGAGUGAACGUUCAGCCGUACUCUGGGUCACCAGCCAACUUCGCUGUGUACACGGCCAUCGUGGAGCCGCACGGGAGGAUCAUGGGACUCGAUUUGCCCGACGGGGGUCACCUGACCCACGGCUUUAUGACCGACAAAAAGAAAAUUUCAGCCACCUCUAUUUUCUUUGAAUCUAUGCCAUAUAAGGUGAACCCAGAGACCGGUUAUAUUGACUAUGACCGAUUGGAAGAAAAUGCUCGACUUUUCCACCCAAAGCUGAUAAUCGCUGGUACCAGCUGCUAUUCCCGGAACCUAGAUUACGCUCGCCUGAGAAAGAUAGCGGAUGAAAAUGGAGCCUACCUCCUGGCGGACAUGGCUCACAUUAGCGGUCUCGUCGCCGCGGGAGUCGUUCCCUCGCCGUUCGAGUACUGCGAUGUCGUUACGACCACCACCCAUAAGACCCUUAGAGGCUGCAGAGCUGGAGUUAUCUUUUACAGAAAGGGGGUCGCUGUAGCUUUGAAGCAAGCCCUCACCCCCGAGUUCAAGGCCUACCAGUUACAAGUACUGGCCAACUGCAAGGCCAUGGCCUCCACUCUGAUGGAAAGGGGAUACAAAAUUGUUACUGGUGGGUCUGAUAAUCACCUUAUCUUGCUCGACCUGCGUCCAAACGGGACUGAUGGAGGCAGGGCCGAGAAGGUUCUGGAAGCUUGUGCAAUCGCCUGCAAUAAGAACACCUGCCCAGGAGACAAGAGUGCUUUGCGUCCUAGCGGUCUUCGUUUCGGAUCUCCGGCGCUCACAUCCCGAGGCCUGGUCGAGGAUGAUUUCCGUCGUGUUGCUGAAUUCAUCCACAAAGGCAUUGAACUCACUUUGGAGAUCCAGUCAAACAUGAACCCCAAAGCCACUCUGAAGGAGUUUAAGGACACGCUUGCUCAAAAUGUGAAGUAUCAAAUGAGAAUUAAGGAGAUCAGAGAGGAGGUGGAGGCUUUCGCUGGAAAGUUCCCCAUGCCCGGGCUACCGGAGCUGUAAUCCCACCGGACCGUGUUCCUCUCAGUCUGCUGAAGAUGUGCCUUCACUCUGCCCUCUCUCUGGCUUCUGACUAAUAUGACUGGUCCUAGUAUGACUGGUUCUUUUCACUGCUGUUACACCAUGUUCUAAUUUUAGAUGAUCCUCCAUGAAGAGAACGUAGUCUUGCUCUAUUUUCAGACUUGACUGCUGGAGUUGAUUUUAAAUUUACGGUUAUCUUUGGCUUAUUGUGAUGUCCACUUUUGGGAAUCAACCCCCCCCCCCCCCC